Agrilus planipennis (emerald ash borer) is the source of this 5305-nucleotide messenger RNA. RefSeq lists its product as uncharacterized. Lineage: Eukaryota; Metazoa; Arthropoda; Insecta; Coleoptera; Buprestidae. The transcript has 12 exons. The record is from RefSeq and is a predicted model, not a curated record. Bases 107 to 1708 code for a protein of 533 amino acids.
UCCAUUACUAAUAAAUACAUCAUAUAUAGAGACGAAAGGGGAAUGUUAUGAAGAACAGGAUACAAAAUACAUUGUUUACGACAAAACGGAAGAUUGCUACAGGUGUAUGGCAAUUCACAGCAAACACGAAAGCGUUCUUCAGUACAAAGAAGCAUUUUGCGAUGUGAAGUCGAACCUUGCCGAAAUAUGCUCUGGUAUUACUGGUGAUGCGCCCUUGUAUAGUAUGUUCCGAAAAUCGCCCGAAUCCAAACCUGUACCGUGCCCAUUUAAAAGUGCCCCUUUUACAUUUAACUAUAACAGAGGUCCAGGAGACUGCAGUAAUCCACCCAGCAAGGCUGAAAGUUGUACUGACGAUUCAAGAUUAGUGUUAAAGUAUCAAGCCUGUCCAGACGUUCCAUCAACAGAGAGCUUUGUGGAAGAACUAAUUUGUUUGGCAAUUUGGAAGGAAGGUUCAACUCGUUAUCUGGUUGGUAAAGUUUCUCAAGGUAACAGACGAUCUUCAACUGAUGAAGAUCAAUAUCGAUGUUUUAUAUAUCAACGAGAAACUCGAGGGGACAAAACAAUUUACAACAUUGCCCAAUCUGCUGAUGCCACUUGCAGUGGUCUACAAAGCGCUUUUGAAGGAAGCAAAACGAUAAAAUUGACAACAGUCGAUAAUCACCACAAUCGCUGUAAAUUUCCCGUCUGGAUAACUGAUCAUCAUACAUGGCUAAGUUUGGAUCAUAAGAAAACCUACAAAUUUUCGCAAGGCCACGCAACUUUGAAAAUUGUUGAUGAAGAAUCGAAGCCUAACCGAAUGCAUCACACUUACGCACAACAAUUUGCUUUCCACGAAUUUGGAUUUCAGUCCCAGGAUCACCGCAGGGGUAACACUGAAGAGAGAGUUGUAUGUCACAGUAUAUUGCAAUCUCAAGAACAUAGGAAAGUCCAAAUUGUCGCUCAUGUUACUGCAGGAUGUGACAGCGGUUAUGUCUGUAUGGUAUUUUAUAAAAGAGACAGUAAUGUCAUUGAAAUUCAACAAUCAGAAAAAUAUGUGGAAAAUCCUGACGAGGCUUGUCAAGACUUUGAUCCUAGUGUAUUGCGUUAUACCACUUUGAUGACUACGACUCUUCAUCCAAAAAAAUGUCCAAGACUCGGUAGAUAUUCGGUGUCAAAUAUUCUUAAUGAAGGACGAAGAAAAAGAAGACAACAACAAGCAGACGGAGAGCCUUCCAAAAAUGAUCCAAAUAUGUGUAUUUCGGAAGAUUACGAUUCCUUAGCUGUUGGAUGUAGUGGUUCUAAAGACUCCAUGGAAUUUAAAUCGUCAUGUUCUCAGAAAAGCUCAGCUUAUACGUGCCAUGGAAAUUGGGUAGAAAAUGGAACGUACUAUGUGGUAGUGUCACCAACUACUACCAAAAAAUCUGGAGAUAGUUCAAGGUAUUGUUUCAUGUAUUCGGCCGCAGGUCCGCCACUUCUAAAUACAGCACUGGACGGUCAAAUUCCUCCUCAGUCUAGAAAUAGUAUUGGUAUGCUGCCUAUAAUGCGGUUUUCGAGCGUUGCUGAAAGCUGCAAUCGAAAUACCGUUCCUGGAAGUACCGGAAGUUGGUUCUAUAAUUUUACCUUAAACGGUACAUGUGAAUCCAAUAGCACAGACUCUGGUUCACUAGCGUUGCCAUCUUUGUCGGUUAUCGUCACCUUGCUCUUAGUAAUAACAUUUUUUGCAAGAUGAUGAAUACGAAGCUCCGCCAACUUCUGUGUUAAAAACAAGUUUUAAGCGCGUUAUUUAUUAAAUGGAUCAAAGACUUUUCUAGUGAAUUGAUAUUAAGAAUCAAUCGAUAAGGGCACGAAAUCGACAAGCGUAUAAAGCUUGUCGGUUUCUUUUCUAUUCUUUUUGGGGGUAGAAACCGUCACUCGAAAUGAGGGUGUAUAGUGAUCGUCGGUGGUGCUGUUUGUAAAUUUUAAUUUUCUAUUUUUAAAUUUAUAUCUUAGAGUUUUUUGACCGAAUCGACGCCCUCGUUCCGAGUGGGUUUACUUAAGAUGAGAAUUUGUAGUCAAUUUGAGGGUGUAAUAACACGUUUUUAAACACACAGUAUUUUUAUCGAAUUAUGUACGUAUGUAAUUUCAGCCAUUGACAGGUCGGCAGAUGUGUGAUCGGGGUGAAACGGGUUCAGAAGGUACCUAACUGCAGCUAUUUUUAUUUAAGUGAUCCAGUUGUUAGUCUGUAGCCAUCAAAAAGUCCAUUUUUACAGCUUUCCUUAGUUUUUAAUCAUAGUUUACAUUAUAUGACACCAAGUCGAUCAAAAGACAAUACUCUCUUCGACAUGGAAUUGAUAAUUGAAACUGUGGGAUGUUACCUUUGAAACGUUUCCGCAUAAUGGGCUGUAUAUAAGCAUAUGAGGCACGGCUAUUCUGAAUCGCAUGCUUGGGCGGUGGGGAUUAAGCAAAGUAGUAUUUAUUAAUAAUAUAAUUUAAUAAUGUAUUUCCUAUGAUAGACAGUUUACAAGAAUCGCUAAAUCCUACAUUUAUCGAAUUUCAGAAUUGUUAAAAAGGUUACGUUAUUGUAGGGGGGGUGGGCCAAGAAUAAAACAAUGAUAGACCAUAUCGUGAGGGGAGGUGGAUGAAAAAAUGUCUGAAAAGCAAUGAGAGUCGUUGGAUGAAAGUGAGUGACUUGACUUCGGCCUUCAAUCUUCAGGUCUGUUCUUCUAUAUUAACGAACGUUGUUUUGAUUGAUUUAUUCUACUUUUAGAUCGCCAAUUUAUUCAAUGUAUCACCUUCUAUAUUGAAAUAAAUAAGGGCUUACUUUAAAAAGCGUAAAAUAGUAGAAAUAUUUUUACCAAAACUCGUGGUCAAAGGUAAUACGAAAUUAAUUUAAUUACUACAUAAAACGAUUCGUCGGUCAUUUUUAUAUGUAGGUAAUUUUAAUUUGUUUAUCAGGUAACUGAUGGUUUUUAAUUUUAUCGUCGUAUGAAAUUUUAAAAAGAAUUUUUGGUUCUUGGCAGGACUAAAAAACAACCUUAUUGCAAAAAAAAUUUAUUUCUUUAAUUGGUACCGCCUAACAGCUUACAGCCUAAACACGUGACUGGAGUUUACUCCUGAAAGACGAUUGUCUAAAAAUAUAUACAAAAACAAGAAAUCUGCGUUUAUUAAUCAAAUAUUCUCAUAAGUUAAGUACAAAAUCCUACAUAAAUAAUAGUUCUUUGUUCUUUUAUUGUGAAAACAGCUGGAUCACUUGAUAAUCUUCUCCAUGGCAUUUGUAGCUAUUUGAAUCCAUAUAAAUACAUACUUCGUUUGGGAACAAAAGAAAUUUUAUUAACUGUUAUUGACGCAUACAUAAUAGUAAUAUUAAUAUUAAUAAUAUAAAACUAAAGUUACAACGAAUUCCUAAAGGACAGUUUUAUUUCUACACAUUAAUAUUAACAUUAAUUUAUAUCCAUAUAUAUUACAUAAGUGACAAAGUGGAAGAGAUUGCAGGGACCUUUAGCAUUUUAUUAAAGCAGCUCUGAAAGAAAAAAAUUAUUCAUUUGAUCGAUAUUUUUUUUGUAAUAACAGUGAUUUUAAACGUAGCAGAAUUUUUUACAUAUACCUUUGCAGCUCGUUUUUGUCUUCAAAAUUAUUCGCUGAAUUGCUUUAAUAUCUAAGAAAUGCAUUUUGAAUGUACAUAUUUAUUUGGGGCAGCUGUAAUUUAAAUUCAAUAUUUUACCCCUCUUGUGAACAAAUCUUUUGCUUUUUACAUUUAGGUCCCCAAUUGCAACAACAUCGUGGUAUAGCUUUAUUUGACUAUUGAUACACAAUUUUAAUUUUUUUUCAUAUUUAUACUGAUUUUGGGCCGAUUACGAUAUAAUCAAUAGGUUUAGGUUAAAGUUUCGGAGCAACUUGUUCAAGGUUAUAAAGUAGAAAGAGAUUGAACUUCGAUUCAACUAUUACGUUGUGUCGCUAAUUUUGGUUAUUUAUGAGCCAAUAAGUCCCAAGUUCGUUGUUUACUUGCCGACUUAAGUAAAAUUUGCCUCUUAGCAUAUUAUAGUGUAGUUUAGAAAUAACACCCUGGGCCAUUACCAAAUCGGUAUGUACUUACUUAUCAACUUAUCAUCUACAAAUUUAAUGAAAUAAAAGAAAAACUAAAUUAAAUUUAGUAUUUAUAAUUUUAGUAUAUAUUAAUCAUAAAAUAUUCUUUCAACAUUAAGGGUAAUUUUUUCGAAAUUCGAUAUAUUUUAACUAAACUUUGAAACUCGUUUUCGAAGUUUUUCUAGACUUUUUUAUCAAUCCUAUAGUAAUGCAGUUUUGUAUAAUGUUUUAAUCAAAAUUAAUAGGAAAUGACUUAAAUGAAAAUGGUCAAAAUGUCGUAACGAUUUGGUAGAGAAUGGCAUGAAUUGAAGGAGAGCUUAACGUUAUUUUUGUAUAAUUACGUCACUCUGCACAUUGUUUUAUAUUGUAUUAAAAAUUAAGAAUGUAUACUGGGAUUGACACAGAAAUAACACGUUCAACAUUGUAAAUAGUUUUAAAUAUGUGAAAGAAAGAGAGAGGAAAAGAAAGAGAGAGCUACUAUUAUUAAUAAAAUCGUUUUCGAAACGGUUUUAGGAUGGUAUGUAUAAUACCGAUUUACCUAAUUGUAGUGUAUUUUUGCAUAAUUUUUAUGUAGUCAAUCACUUUUUCUCUUGUACAUAACAGUAAUUAAAACAUUAGGAUAUUUAUAAUAUAAAAUAAUUUAUUUAAUGUCCACAAAAUAUAUAAUUAUUUUCAAAGUGCAGCUAUAUUGAAGAAAACAAAUUAUAAUUACCAAUGUAAAUUAAUGUAAAUAGUUGUACCGAUUAAGUUGUUAAGGAGUUAAGUUGUGUUAUGUUUAAGGGACAUUAGAAUACUAAAAGACUGCUAAGUUAUUUUAUUUUUUUUUACUAACACCGUGGCAUACUCGCUAUUCAUUUACGUGUUUGAUCAUACGUGUAAAUAUAUUUGCUGUGAUUGUUCUACUAAUCCACGUCAGCGAAAUCCGAAUGUCGGCGGUGAUAUUUUUGCCCCCAUCACCUACAAUCCACUUCAUGAAUGCAGAAACAAGGGCAAAAAUUAUCGCUAAAUACAUAUACACGUUGUUUUUGGCUUUCUUAUUAUAUCAUCAGUGUGUCUUUUAAAUUGUUUUCAAAUUAGAAAAUGUGUCAGCUUAUCUUUGAGGGUUAUAAUUAUAUUUUGAUUACAAAAUAAACAACUGCAAAAAUAUACUGGUUUUAUUAUUCCUAAUGAGAUUUAGGGAUAUGGUGCUUUGUCUUGGAUUAUUUAGUUUUUAAGAAAAGAAGUUCCUUUUUAAUUUUGGACAAAUCUUGUUAGUAUACAUCAU